AGAGGGAGGGGAAACAAAGCGAGAUAUGUCUACAACACGAGUUGGUAGAACAUGACUACUGUCAUUAUCCCUGUUACUCCUGCAAUACUACAUGUUAUCAUCCUGCCCACCAAGCAGUGUAGCCCGGUCCUGUCGUUGCUGAUUGACUGCCUGCAGAGACAAAUAAAGACAUCGAGAGGCUCCAGAGCGGGUCCCACUGCACCGCGAGGGAACAAACAAGAGACAAACAGUCCGCAGCUACUAUAGAAGGACAAACAGGCAGCAGAUACUAUAGAAGGACAAGCAGGCAGCAGCUACUAUAGAAGGACAAGCAGGCAGCAGCUACUAUAGAAGGACAAGCAGGCAGCAGCUACUAUAGAAGGACAAGCAGGCAUCGCACAUUAUUUGAGAUCUUAUUCAGACAUGGUGGACACCCAGCUCCUUGCAUGGCCAAUGGGCAUCAGUCUGACCCCUGUACACCUGGAGGAGCUUGAUGACAGUUCUCACUCUCUGGAUAUGAAACCAUUCACCACCCUGGAUUACACUAGCCUGGACUACGAACACGGACCCACCAUCUCCAGUUACAGACCCACCCAGGUCCACCACUACCAAGCAAGCCACAGUCCCAGAUCCACCCAGGCCCACCACUACCAAGCAAGCCACAGCCCCAGACCCACCCAGGCCCACCACUACCAAGCCAGCCACAGCCCCAGAUCCACCCAGGCCCACCACUACCAAGCCAGCCACAGCCCCAGACCCACCCAGGCCCACCACUACCAACCCAGCUACAGCCCCAGUCACCUCAGCCCUAGACCUGGCCAGGGUUACCAGCCCUGCCCCAGCCCUGGCUCCAGCCCUGCCCUGGGCCACCACCUUUCAUACAUGGACCACAUGUACAACCACAGCAAGGUUCAGGAGGAACACGGUUGUAUAAAGCUGGAGCCAGAGUCUCCUCCCCAGCACUCAGACAGCAGUCCUCUCUACUCCAAGCUACAGGACGACACCACCGCUUCCCUACUCAACAUAGAGUGUCGAGUCUGCGGAGACAAAGCUUCUGGCUUCCACUACGGAGUCCAUGCCUGUGAAGGCUGCAAGGGGUUCUUCCGGCGGACCAUCCGGUUGAAGCUGGUUUAUGACCACUGUGACCUGCACUGUCGCAUCCACAAGAAGAGCCGCAACAAGUGUCAGUACUGUCGCUUUCAGAAGUGCCUGGUGGUGGGCAUGUCUCACAAUGCCAUUCGUUUUGGACGGAUGCCCCAGGCUGAGAAGGAGAAGCUCCUAGCUGAGUUCUCCACUGACAUGGACAUCAUGCACCCUGAGGCUGCCGACCUGAGGAGCCUGGCCAAGCUGCUGCUGGAGUCCUAUCUCAAAUACUUCCCCCUCACUAAGGCCAAGGCCAGGGCCAUCCUGUCUGGAAAGACUGGGGAUAACGCGCCGUUUGUAAUCCAUGACAUGAAGUCUCUUCAGGAAGGAGAGAGGUUUAUCAACUGCAGGCAGAUGCCCAUCCAUGUUGUCCAGGAGACCAGGACUGAUGCUGGGCCUGAGGCUGGGACUGGGACUGGAGCUGGCUGUGGUCUAGGUGGAUGUCUGGCAGUGAGUGAAGGCCUGGCUGUAGGUGGAGGUCUAGGUGGAGGAGUUGGUCUGGUCCAGGAGCCCACUGACGAGGUGCAGCUCAGGUUCUUCUACAGCUGUCAGUCGCGCUCCGCCGAGGCCGUCCGAGAGGUCACAGAGUUCGCUAAGAGCAUCCCUGGCUUCGUGGGAUUGGACCUGAAUGAUCAGGUGACUCUGCUGAAGUACGGCGUCAUCGAGGUGCUCAUCAUCAUGUGGGCUCCGCUCAUGAACAAAGAUGGUACACUGAUCUCCUAUGGACAGAUUUUCAUGACGAGAGAGUUCCUGAAGAGCCUGAGGAAACCCUUCUGUGAUAUGAUGGAACCCAAGUUUGAGUUCUCUGUUAAGUUCAACACCCUGGAGCUGUAUGACAGUGAUAUGGCACUCUUCCUCGCCGUCAUCAUCCUCAGUGGAGAUCGUCCAGGCCUGCUGAAUGUGAAGCCCAUUGAGGAGCUACAGGAAACAGUCCUCCACUCUCUGGAGCUCCAUCUGAAACUCAACCACCCAGACUCCCUGCAGCUCUUCGCCAAGGUUCUGCAGAAGAUGACAGACCUGAGGCAGAUAGUAACAGACCACGUGCACCUAAUCCAGCUACUGAAGAAGACUGAAGUGGACAUGUGUCUCCACCCACUGCUGCAGGAGAUCAUGAGAGACCUCUACUAGUAGGGUCAAUAUGAAAUGGCACCCUAUUCCCUAUAUAGUGCACUACUUUUACGCACUAUAUGAAAUAGUUUUUCAUCCAAGGUAACAGAAAAACACCGGUUCAAAACCGCAUAUGGAUGUGUUAGUCCUAUUGAUGCCACUGAUGAGGCAUAUUGGGGCGACAGGUAGCCUAGGGGUUAGAGCAUUGGGCCAGUAACCGAAAGGUUGGUGGAUCGAAUCUCCAAGCUGUCGUUCUGCCCCUGAACAAGGCAGUUAACCUUCAUUGUAAAUAAAAAUGUGUUCUUAACUGACUUGCUUAGUUAAAUAAAGGUAAAAUAAUAAAUAUUGGAAUACUAUAUUAGGGACUAGUAACUACUAGUCAGAAUGAGAUGUUAACCUGUCUGACGUUAUAUUGGCGCUGUUGGAAAGGAAAAGGAAAAAACCACUGUGAUUAUUAUGAGCCAUAUAUACGUUAUGCUGUAUGUAGGUUCAUUAGAGUUUAUAAACAAAAACUUCCAUCUAUAAUAUCAAGAUGUGACUGUCUUAAAGGUUUAUCCCCAUAGGACCAGAUAGGCUACACUAGGUAACAGGUAGAAGGUCCACCUGUCAGAUCUGAUCUCAGUUGACUCACCUGCAACAUAGAGAGUGGUUUCGAUAGGGUUUCUAUAGUGCUUAUAUAGUGCUUCUAUAAGGUUUCUAUAGGGUUUCUAUAGGGUUUCUAUAAGGUUUCUAUAGGGUUUCUAUAGUGCUUAUAUAGUGUUUCUAUAAGGUUUCUAUAGGGUUUCUAUAGUGCUUAUAUAGUGCUUCUAUAAGGUUUCUAUAGGGUUUCUAUAGGUUUUCUACAGGGUUUCUAUAGGUUUUCUAUAGGGUUUCUAUAGGUUUUCUAUAGGGUUUCUAUAGGGUUUCUAUCGGGUUUCUACAGGGUUUCUAUAGGUUUUCUAUAGGGUUUCUAUAGGGUUUCUAGUGCUUCUAUAGGGUUUCUAUAGGGUUUUCUAGUGCUUCUAGAGGGUUUCUAUAGGGUUUCUAUAGGUUUUCUAGUGCUUCUAUAGGGUUUCUAUAGGGUUUCUAUAGGUUUUCUAGUGCUUCUAUAGGGUUUCUAGUGUUUCUAUAGUGCUUCUAUAGGGUUUCUAUAGGGUUUCUAGUGUUUCUAUAGGGUUUCUAGUGCUUCAUUAGUGCUUCUAUAGGGUUUCUAUAGGGUUUCUAUAGGGUUUCUAGUGUUUCUAUAGGGUUUCUAGUGCUUCUAUAGGGUUUCUAGUGCUUCAUUAUGAUUUCUAUAGGGUUUCUAGUGCUUCUAGAGGGUUUAUAUAAGGUUUCUAGUGCUUCUAUAGGGUUUAUAUAGGGUUUCUAGUGCUUCUAGAGGGUUUAUAGUGCUUCUAUAGGGGUUAUAGUGCUUCUAGAGGGUUACUAUAGUGCUUCUAUAGGGUUACUAUAGUGUGUCUAUAGGGUUUCUAUAGGGUUUAUAGUGCUUCUAGAGGGUUUCUAUAGUGUGUCUAUAGGGUUACUAUAGUGCUUCUAUAGGGUUACUAUAGUGCUUCUAUAGGGUUACUAUAGUGCUUCUAUAGGGUUACUAUAGUGUGUCUAUAGGGUUUCUAUAGUGUGUCUAUAGGGUUACUAUAGUGUGUCUAUAGGGUUUCUAUAGUGUGUCUAUAGGGUUACUAUAGUGUGUCUAUAGGGUUUCUCUAGUGUGUCUAUAGGGUUACUAUAGUGUGUCUAUAGGGUUACUAUAGUGUGUCUAUAGGGUUACUAUAGUGUGUCUAUAGGGUGACUAUAGUGUGUCUAUAGGGUUACUAUAGUGUGUCUAUAGGGUUACUAUAGUGUGUCUAUAGGGUUACUAUAGUGUGUCUAUAGGGUGACUAUAGUGUGUCUAUAGGGUUUCUAUAGUGUGUCAAUAGGGUUACUAUAGAGUGUGAGCUCAUUAUGUAAGAUAAAUAUACUAUAUUGUGCUUCAUAUGAUAUUUUGAAUAAUUUGCCAGCUGUAAUUUGUAUUUUGGAUACAAUGAAUGUGUGAAAUAAAAGCCAUAUAAAUAAAUACAUAUUUUUGUA
Messenger RNA from Salvelinus fontinalis (brook trout), 4272 nucleotides. It is a transcript of the gene pparg, whose product is annotated as peroxisome proliferator-activated receptor gamma. Lineage: Eukaryota; Metazoa; Chordata; Actinopteri; Salmoniformes; Salmonidae. Gene Ontology annotation, molecular function: zinc ion binding; nuclear receptor activity; RNA polymerase II cis-regulatory region sequence-specific DNA binding. The transcript has 9 exons. Gene Ontology annotation, biological process: hormone-mediated signaling pathway; positive regulation of transcription by RNA polymerase II; regulation of lipid metabolic process. Bases 403 to 2250 code for a protein of 615 amino acids. The record is from RefSeq and is a predicted model, not a curated record. Gene Ontology annotation, cellular component: nucleus.